GUCCGAGGCUGUUGACCUCUUGAUCACCACAGGCAAAAUAUCUCCACCUCUAGAGACGUCUCUUUCGACCACCUUUGACUUGGAGCCGCACCUUCAGCCUCUCGACAAGAUUGUACCUCAUAUUUGUUUGCGGACUUGGCUGUAUUAUAUCUCAAAUUCGUUGUUUGUUAGACAGAUCUGGUCGUUUAAUCAUCGCCGCCCUCGAUACCGCUGCACGAUCUGCCAUCGCGUCCUUGUCAACUUUUCGACGCGUCUAUCCACGGCACAACAAAGCUCAUUACGGCCCGUCGCAAUGUUUAAUUGUUGACGCAUGCAAAGACGAAUCAUUUUGGCUUGAAGCUGCCCAAGUCCCUUUUGGGGCUGCGACUGCAAAGCCCAACAAUCAAUAAUCGCCACUAGCACUGAAGCCCUCCAGUCUUCAACAUGGGUGUGUCAGGGCUUCUACCUCUUCUCAAAUCGAUUCAGAAGCCGACUCAGCUCAAAAAGUACGAUGGCCAGGUUCUCGGAGUUGACGCGUACGGUUGGCUCCAUCGUGCCGCCUAUUGCUGUGCAUUAGAGCUUGGUCAGGGAAAGCCGACUCAGAAAUACCUGCAUGCUGCCAUGAAUCGAGUACGCAUGCUUCGGCAUUUUGGUGUGACACCCUACAUGGUAUUCGACGGCGAUUUUCUCCCAAGCAAAGCCGCUACAGAAGAAUCCCGGGACACCAAAAGAAAUGAGAAGAAAAAGGCUGCAAUGGAACUGUUGCGCGCCGGAAAACCUGCCCAGGCCACACAGGAGUUCCAGAAAUGCAUUGAUAUCACCCCUGAGAUGGCAUCUGCUCUCAUUCAACUGCUUAAAAAGCUUGAUAUCCCUUACGUUGUCGCCCCCUACGAAGCCGAUGCACAGCUUGUCUAUCUCGAGCGACAGGGUCUCAUCAACGGCAUCAUCUCGGACGACUCCGAUCUCCUCGUUUUCGGCGCUAAGAAGCUUCUCACCAAACUGGACCAAUAUGGCAACUGUAUAGAGAUCAACCGCAAGGAUUUCUGUGCCUGCAGAGAGGUUUCAUUGACCGGUUGGUCUGAUACCGAAUUUCGACGAAUGGCCAUCUUCAGUGGUUGCGACUAUUUGCGCGGACUCCCAGGCAUUGGGCUGAAGACAGCAUAUCGUAUGCUUCGCAAGACAAAGGCACCAGAGCGGAUAGUCCGGAUGGUUCAGAUGCAAGGGAGAAAGGUGUCCGAAAAUUACUUGACGCAGUUCUACCAAGCCGAGCUGACAUUCCUGCAUCAGUGGGUUUUUUGUCCGACCAAACGGGAACUGGUUCACCUUACAGAUCUGGACGGAGAACGGACGGCAGAGGAGAUGCCCUUCAUCGGAGCCUUUGUAGAGCCUGAGAUAGCACGAUCUAUCGCCAGAGGUGACAUGAACCCAAUCACCAAGACUUUAAUUGUCACCUCGACAACACCGUCCAAGAGAAGGCAUUCGCAGCUGGCCCAUGGUGCCAUUGACCAGCCUCCACCUACGAUGAAGCCUAUCAGCUCCUAUUUCAAGGGAUCCAGUCGGAUACCUAUGGGUGAGAUGGAUCCUAAUUGUUUUGAAGUUGACCCUCAGAGGGUUUCUCAGAUUACUGGAGGAGGAUUGGUACCCCGCGUGUUUCCGCUCCCCAGGCCGUAUCUGGAUGAAACAAUCCAGACUGCUCCGAGUCACUCUCGGGGGUCGGAUGUGACCCGUACCCGCACAUCCCCAAGACUUCAUCGCCGCCGUACGGAACCCAUCGCCAACAUGCUCAACAGUUUUGUCAACAGUCCUACUACCACGAGGCGUACGUCUUCUGCAGGCACCGAGCCUUGCCGCACUACUGCUAGCGCUUCGACUGACCCUGCAAACCGACCACCCAAGAAGGCGCGUUUGUGUGAGGGAAACGAAGCUGGACCUGAGGGAGGUUUGCCACAAAAGAGCAGAUUUUUCCCUGAGCCGAAACUACGGAGAAGUCCAAGGCGGGCGAAGAGCGACGCUUAUCUGUUGUCAGAUGAUUCGCUCGACGAAGCGCUUCUGGCAUUACCUGAUUUUGAGGGUUGGAAGUCUGCCGAUAAAACCAAGAAGAGUGUGUCGGUGUUUGAAGAGAAGCAGAGCCAAGAGACUUCAACAACUGCAGACAGUGAGAGCCAUAUCUCGUUUGUCAAGGAUGAUGAAACCCUCAUGUCAUCCUGUGACGCUUCCAUGCCUCCUCCUUCAUCUGCGGCUUCUGCAUCGCGGGUUUCUUCUACUCCCUCAAGACCAGAUAUUCGCCAGUUCUCUUAUACUAAGCCAAACGAGACACCCGCUUCGACUGCAUCGCGCCGCUCUUCCGUCUUCAGUGCAGCCUCUACCCCCUCAACUGCACCUUCAACUGCAGCUUCUCGCAUGACACCUUUACAGCGUCUUGGUGCUCGUGCGAUGAACGGCCCCAUGUCCCCCAAGCUACCCAAACCGCGCACCAACAACACCGACAAGCAGUUCCUCUCUGAUGUACCUGUCAACCCUGCAUUUAUACCCUUACCCAAGGUCAAUCUGGAUGAGGUUGCGGAUCUUAAUAAAUGUGGAAGCGAAGAUCAAAUCAUCCCCGCUAGUGACGAGGAAGACGAAGAUGAAGAUGAGGUCGACCUUCCUCCGAAGAAACUCAACCUAUCCCGUUUUGCCUUCGCAUAGAACUUACAUUCUUGCUCGCAAACCUCUCAUCUUACAGCCAACAAGCUUUCCAAAGUGAGACUGGUCGUAAUGAACAUAGCAUUUGUCGGGCGUUCUUCUUUUUGCUUUUUCGUUGUAACUGCAGUAGUGUUUGCUAAACUGUAUGGAGAGAACAGGAUAUGGGCGGAGCUGGAGUCUUAUGGAACUAGUGCGUGUCUGUCUCUAUGCAUUAAACGACGGAAGACAACAUGAGUAAGUCAAAUAUUAGAUAGGCGUUUUGGCAAUAUUAUUUCGUCACUAAGAUCAUAAAAUAAUGCAAUUGGACCCCAAUAUCCCAGUUG
Messenger RNA from Fusarium oxysporum Fo47, 2984 nucleotides. Its product is annotated as exonuclease 1. The transcript has 3 exons. Gene Ontology annotation, biological process: DNA recombination; mismatch repair; DNA double-strand break processing. Gene Ontology annotation, cellular component: nucleus. Gene Ontology annotation, molecular function: metal ion binding; 5'-3' DNA exonuclease activity; DNA binding. Bases 424 to 2664 code for a protein of 746 amino acids. The record is from RefSeq and is a predicted model, not a curated record. NCBI's taxonomy places the organism in Eukaryota, Fungi, Ascomycota, Sordariomycetes, Hypocreales, Nectriaceae.